AUGACGGCGCCUUCUUUCUAUGACGUGCUGGGCGUGCAGGCGAGCUCAAGCGCCGAAGACGUCCGCCGGGCAUACCAUCAAGCGGCUCGCAAAUAUCACCCGGACAAGCGCUCGAAUGAUGUAAAUGCGUACAAUACCCACGACGAAGAUGAGCAACAGUUCUUGCGCGUCCAGGAGGCCUACGAGACGCUUGGGAACGAGGAUCUAAGGCGGGACUACGACACCAAGAUGCAACAGGACGAGUUAGUGCGCAAGAGAGAGCAGGAGAUAGUGGUCGUGUCCGACGAAAUCCCGCUUGUUGAUAUGCAGCGAGAAAUCUUGAAGGGCGAAGAUGGCGACGAGGACGAGGUGAUCUACACUCACCACUGCCGCUGCGGAGAUCUAUACGAGAUCACACAGGACGAACUGCAGGACGGUGUGGACGUCGUGCCAUGCACCGGAUGCUCGCUUCAUAUUCGCGUACUCAAAGAAACUACUGAACACAGGCUUUGA
Messenger RNA from Phytophthora infestans T30-4, 492 nucleotides. RefSeq lists its product as uncharacterized. NCBI's taxonomy places the organism in Eukaryota, Oomycota, Peronosporomycetes, Peronosporales, Peronosporaceae. Gene Ontology annotation, molecular function: ATPase activator activity; ferrous iron binding. The transcript has a single exon. The record is from RefSeq and is a predicted model, not a curated record. Bases 1 to 492 code for a protein of 163 amino acids. Gene Ontology annotation, biological process: positive regulation of ATP-dependent activity.